Lodderomyces parapsilosis is the source of this 894-nucleotide messenger RNA. It is a transcript of the gene SPE3, whose product is annotated as spermidine synthase. The record is from RefSeq and is a predicted model, not a curated record. NCBI's taxonomy places the organism in Eukaryota, Fungi, Ascomycota, Pichiomycetes, Serinales, Debaryomycetaceae. The transcript has a single exon. Gene Ontology annotation, biological process: spermidine biosynthetic process. Gene Ontology annotation, cellular component: cytosol. The coding region runs from base 1 to 894 and encodes 297 amino acids. Gene Ontology annotation, molecular function: spermidine synthase activity.
AUGUCAGAACAAUUAACUCACCCAUCAAUCAAAGAUGGCUGGUUUGCGGAAAUUUCAGAGACCAUGUGGCCAGGUCAAGCCAUGUCAUUGAAAGUUGACAAGGUCUUGCACGUUGAGAAAUCAAAAUACCAAGACGUUUUAGUUUUCAAAUCUGAAACUUAUGGAAACGUGUUGGUGUUGGACAAUUGUAUCCAAGUUACUGAACGCGAUGAGUUCUCUUAUCAAGAAAUGAUUGCUCAUUUGGCUUUAAACUCUCACCCUAACCCAAAGAAGGCAUUGGUCAUUGGAGGUGGCGAUGGUGGUGUUUUGAGAGAGAUCUUGAAGCAUGAGAGUAUUGAAGAGGCUUGGUUGUGUGAUAUUGAUGAAACCGUGAUUGAAGUAUCCAAAAAAUUCUUGCCAGAAAUGUCAAAAUCAUACCAAGAUCCAAGAACCAAGGUUCAUAUUGGAGACGGUUUCAAAUUCUUGGAGGAAUACAAGAAUCAAUUUGACGUUAUUAUCACCGAUUCAUCUGAUCCCGAGGGACCAGCUGAAACACUUUUCCAAAAGCCAUACUUUCAAUUGUUGAAAGAUGCAUUGACCGAAAAGGGUGUCAUCACCACCCAAGCUGAAAACAUGUGGAUUCAUAUGGAUAUCAUUUCCAAGUUGAAGAAAGAAUGUGGUGAAAUAUUCCCUGUUGCAGAAUAUGCCUACACCAUGAUCCCAACUUACCCAUCAGGCUCAAUUGGUUUCAUGGUUUGUUCAAAGGAUCCAAAUGCAAACGUUAAAAAGCCGGUUAGAUUCGAUUGGAGUGAUGAGUUUGUGGCAAAGAAUUUGAAAUACUACAACAAACAAAUCCAUGAAGCAUCCUUCAUUUUGCCAAACUGGGCUGAUCAAAAAUUGAACAAAAGUAGCUAA